Solanum stenotomum is the source of this 1416-nucleotide messenger RNA. RefSeq lists its product as uncharacterized. The record is from RefSeq and is a predicted model, not a curated record. The transcript is spliced from 4 exons. Bases 1 to 1416 code for a protein of 471 amino acids. NCBI's taxonomy places the organism in Eukaryota, Viridiplantae, Streptophyta, Magnoliopsida, Solanales, Solanaceae.
AUGGGGUAUAGUGAAACUCAGAAAGGGUACAAACUUUAUGACUUGACAACUAAGUCUUUUUUUGUGAGUAGAGAUGUGCAGUUUUUGGAACAUAUUUUUCCUUUUCAGAAUGGUAAUCCAAGUGCUGAGUUUAUGGCUGAGGAUGAAUUCUUGAUUCCUGGCAAUAAGGUUUUCCCCUUAAAUGAUCAAUAUUUGGAUUCUGCACAGUUAGCAGAUAUGUCUCCAUAUAUAGUUGUUUCUGAUCAUGUAAUUGAUCCUUUGAUAGACUCACACAUUACCACUAUAGUAGUUCUUGCUACAAUGGUUCCUUUUGUGGAGAUUUCCCAUGAUGUGAUCCCAGAAUGUACUUUCACAUCUGAGCAUGCGAAUGAUGAUGCUGCAGUUUCCACUAGGAGAACAUCAGACAAACACAUUAAACCUCAUAUCUGGCAGAAAGACUUUGUGACUGCUAAUAGGGGUAGGUUUGCUCAUUCGUAUUUAUAUGCUAUUGCCAACAUCAUCAAUUAUAGUGGUUUUUCUAGUACAUAUCAAAGUUAUGUGGCCCAAUUCUCAACAGACAUAGAACCAACCUUAUAUCAUCAGGAAAUACAGGAUCCAAGGUGGAUACAAGCAAUGAAAGAUGAAAUUCAAGCUCUUGAGUACAAUGGAACUAGGGCUGAUGGACAAGUGGAGGGGUUCAAAGCUAGACUUGUAGCUAAAGGGUUCAAUAAAAGGGAAGGUCUUGACUAUCAGAAAACUUUUUCUCCUGUUGUGAAAAUGGUGACGGUAAGAACUGUGAUUUCUCUGGAUGUUUGGUCCAUUCAGCAAAUGGAUGUUUACAAUGCGUUUUUGCAAGAUGAUUUAAAUGAAGAGGUGUAUAUGCAAUUGCCACAGGGUAUUAAAAAUGGGACACAAGAUCUCAAGGUUUGCAGGUUGCUUAAGUCUCUUUAUGGUCUGAAACAGGCUUCAAGGCAGUGGAAUGUCAAGCUUACAUCUGCCCUUGUCACAACUGACUCAGGUUUAAGUGGUUCUAAGACCAUUGCCACACCUGUUGAGCUAAAUAAAAAGUUGACAGCUUGUGAGUUUGAUAAUCAUAUUGAUGGCCCUCUUGAUCCUGUCUUAGCAGAUCCAGGGAAAUAUCAAAGACUUGUUGGUCGAUUGUUAUAUUUGACUAUUACCACACCGGACAUUGCCUUUGCUGUCCAAAGUUUAAGCCAAAGGUCUAUUACUGGUUAUAUGAUUAAGUUUGGAGAGUCUUUGAUCUCCUGGAAAUUCAAGAAACAACCAACUAUUUUUAAGAGCUCAGCUGAAGCUGAGUACAAGAGUUUAGCCUCAGAUGUUGCUGAAAUUGUAUGGCUGUUUGGUUUGUUCAAAGAACUCAAUGUUAAGUUGCACCUCCAAGUUUCUUUGCACUAUGACAGUAAAGCUGAUUUUUAG